Xenopus tropicalis (tropical clawed frog) is the source of this 3174-nucleotide messenger RNA. Its product is annotated as gastrula zinc finger protein XlCGF57.1-like. The coding region runs from base 276 to 2192 and encodes 638 amino acids. Gene Ontology annotation, cellular component: nucleus. Gene Ontology annotation, biological process: negative regulation of cell differentiation. Gene Ontology annotation, molecular function: identical protein binding. The record is from RefSeq and is a predicted model, not a curated record. The transcript is spliced from 6 exons. NCBI's taxonomy places the organism in Eukaryota, Metazoa, Chordata, Amphibia, Anura, Pipidae.
CCUCUGGGCUUCAGGGGCGGGGCCUGCCUUCAAAGCGUCAUUGGUCAUUUGUUUUCUACCCAGAAGCUCAGAGCUGCCAUUUUAGAUGCAGAUUCGUCAGUCUGUACAGAGAAUCAUUCCUGUGUCAUCUCUAGUGGGACUGUAACUCCCUCCCCUGCACUCACAUCUCCAGCCUGGGCUACUGGUUCUACAUGAAACUCUGCCCCUAAUGUGCCGGAUUCCCACAGACUGAAGCUUUACAGACGGAAUCACAGGAAGAGGAAGCCCCAGUCCCAAUGGAGGGCUCGGCCGUUCCACUCGCUGACGGGGGUGCCUCAGAGGAUAAAGCAGACAUAUUGCAGAUAAAGAUAAAGGAAGAAGAUUCAGACUUUGAAGAUCAUCUGACCACAAAAGAAAGCUCAUCAUUUGCUGAUGGGGUAUUACAGAUAAAAACAGAGAAAGAGGAGCCUGACUCUGAAGAUCCUAUAAACCCUAUGGGGAGCUCAGCGGAUCCACUUACUGAUGGGGGGCUUCUGGAGGUUAAGCUAGAAAGUUCAGAGAAUGAGAAACUGGGUUGGGAAGAUCAACUGAAUGCAAUUAACUCAGUAGUUACUUCUGACGAGAAUUUCUUUAAAGACGAGGAGAGUCAUGUCUCUGAAACCGCCACACAGUCCAGAAACCGAAAUAGUCAGACUCCAGGAACCAGUGAUAUCUCUGAGACAUUGGAUGCAGCCGUGGAGCCGUCAAAGCCAAGAAACCAGAUGCUCCUCAAGGGAGAGGAACCAAAUCCCUGCAGCGAGUGUGAGGAGCAGCUCAGUACUGAUAUACGUCUGUCUGUUCAUCAACACGAAGAAGAAAAAAAAGAAAAUUCACACCCAGAGUGUGUCAGGAAGAACUUGAGAAAAAGUUGCCUUGGCUCACGUUGGAAAAGUCACAUGGGGAGAAACCAUUCCCUUGCACGGAAAGCAGGAAGAAAUGUUUUGAAGGGGAACAUCCGUCUCUUAUAUCAGAAAAUCCACUCAACUGAGAAACCUUUCACCUGUACAGAAUGUUGGAAGACUUUUUCUUUUCAGAGCCAUCUUCUCACUCACCAGAAACUCCAUACUGGGGAGAAACCAUUUACAUGUACAGAAUGUGGGAAAAGAUUUGCUCAAAAGGGCCACCUUUACAGGCACCAAAUGGUGCACACAGGGGAGAAACCCUUCUCGUGCACGGAAUGUGGGAAGACAUUUUCAGAUCAGAGCAACCUUUCUGCACACCAGAAACGCCACACGGGGGUGAAACCAUUCACCUGCUCAGAAUGCGGGAAAAGCUUCUAUACUAAAGGCGGCUUUUCUAGGCACCAGGAAGUGCACACGGAGGAGAAGCAAUACAUUUGUGCGCAAUGUGGGAAACGAUUUGCUCACAAGUACAACUUGAACACUCACAUAAAGAUCCACAGUGCAAAGAAAUCGUUUGCUUGUACCAAAUGCGGCAAAAUGUUUGCUAAAAAAGCCGUCCUUGGGCGACACAUGGAAAUCCACAAGCCGAGGAAACCGCAUCCCUGCGCCGAGUGUGGGAAAACGUUUACUCUCGAGUUCUCUCUUCUCGCACAUCAGAAACUCCACACCGGGGAGAGCCCGUACUCCUGUACGGAAUGUGGGAAAAUAUUCACCUCCAAGCACUCUCUUCUCUCGCACCUUAAACGCCACACUGGGGAGAGAAAUUUCACUUGUACACAAUGUGGGAAGGCAUUUACUUGGAAAAGUACCCUCCAGGCACACUACAGCACCCACUCGGAGAAAAAAACGUUAAAUUGUGUGGAAUGUGGGAAAGUAUUUGUGCAUGAGCGCAGCCUGAAGGCCCAUCACAAAAUGCACACAGGGGAGAAACCAUUCACUUGCAUGGAAUGUGGGAAAGUGUUCCCUUACAAGGGCAGCCUGAAGGCGCAUUACAAAAUCCACACUGGGGAGAAACCAUUCACCUGCACGGAAUGCGGGAAAACGUUCUCUCAGAAGACCGCACUUUUGUCGCACUGCAAAACGCACACAAGGGAGAAACACUUUUCAUGUACAGAAUGUGGUAAAAGUUUUUUGCACAAAUACAGACUUAACAUACACCAAAAAAUCCACGACCGGGGCAAACUGUUCUCUUGUACGCAAUGCGGGGAAAGGUUUUCCGAAAAGAGCCAGCUCAGCCUUCACUGGGAAAUCCACAUGGGGGAUCUGUUGUGAGCUAUAGAAUGUGCAGCCCAGAGAGUAACAUUUAUUCCCACCAAAAAUUAGAAUUCCGCAUGAAGAAUGAAGGGAAAAGGUCUCCGUAAAGACAUAACGUUGGUCAAACUGUAAAUCCACUUGGGAAAAGCCCUUGGCUCUUAUAAAUAUGAGGCUGAAUCCUUACAAAGGGAGAGUCGGUGUUCCAAUCAUUGUCUGCUCAUGUGUUUAUCCAUCACUGAAGGGCUCAGGCCCAUAAAGGAUGUGUCCAAAAAUGUACUUUAUGUGCUUUAUUUUUCUUUUUUUUAAUGGCCAUUAUAACGUACACGUAGACCUAUUUCUGCAGAAUUGUGUUUAGUAUAAGAAAGUUGCUUUUGCUCCCAUUGUAUUUGGCCCCCAUGAAAAACAAAGAUGACAACACCUGAGAAUCCCUUCCAUUGCGGGUGAUACACGUAUAAUGGCGCAAAAUGUAUAAGAACCCUGCGUGCGGCUGCCCAUAGGGCGUCUAUUAGUAAAUGGUAUGAGAAGUACAAUGAUACCGGUCCAGUUGAUUUAGGUUUAGCACUGAGAGAUACCUAUGGUGACAUAGUUUUAUGAUGUUUCUAUAGACAUUGAGGUUUGAUUCUGGAUAAUUAUCUGUUGUAGCAAGAUGUAACAAGCCCAUAAUGCAGGGGUGAGCAAACUAUGGCCCGUUGGUCUUUUUAAUCCGGCCUGUCAAGGAUUGGUGUGCCUCGCUUUGUUCCGGCUCUGCAAGUCCCAUCACAUGAGACUUGGUAUCAAGCGCUGGCCCGGCCCGUCUGUCAAAUUUUAAAAGUCAAUGUGGCCCCUGAGCCUAAAAGUUUGCCCACCCCUGCCAUAAUGUCUAGGAAACCUACUGUACUUUGAAAUCAAUAAGAGAUGUGAACUGCGGUUUAUGUACAGAAUCUUGGAAUUGACAGACUUUCUGCGUUGGCUGCAGACAGUUGAACAGUGGACAAUAUAAAGGUUUGAUCAGCUUCUUGCU